GUCUAUUUAACAAUGAUAUUGUGAAUCUAUUAGUAAUUCGACAUCUUUAGUUCAUGAUAUGGGUAAUUUGAACCUCGUUUUUGAUAGUGUUGUGAGUUUAGCUAUUACGAAAUGCGUGGAAUGAAGAUUUGUGGUUGUUCUUUUUGGUAGAACGUUUGCGGUUGUGGUUAAUAUAGUAAGGAAAGAAGAGAAGUGUAAAAGGAAUUUAUUUCAACGCAAGUAUGGAGCUUCCAGUUUUGGACAAAUUUUGUUUUGUGUUCGACUUGAAGACAGGAUGCAUCGCCAUGGGUAUCAUCAAUUCGCUCCUAACAUUCAUCCUGGCGGUGAUCAUGAUCACAUUCGCGGUGGACUUAAAGACCCUGGAGAAGCAGCUGAAGCGCGACGAGGUGGACACCACCAUGACCUCGGUGGUGUACGCCAUCGUGGUGCUGUUGGUUGUGCUGCUGUUUGUCAAGUUCCUGCUCGAUUUGGUCUUCGUUUAUGCCGUUCAUAAGGAAAAAUGCGGUAUUAUAAAAAAAUACUGCAUAUUCUGGAUCAUAUUCGUGGUGCUGUUCAUCAUUGGGUUCCUAAAGAUACUGUUCUACAUGGAUGCUGGGCAUGUCAUCUCUCAUAUCCUCUUUUUGGCCGAAAACUUCUACUACAUCGUUGUAAUAAGGAGCUAUUUGAUAUCGGUCAACGAAGACGGAGUUCUCUAA
Messenger RNA from Manduca sexta (tobacco hornworm), 695 nucleotides. RefSeq lists its product as uncharacterized. The transcript has 5 exons. The record is from RefSeq and is a predicted model, not a curated record. The coding region runs from base 222 to 695 and encodes 157 amino acids. NCBI's taxonomy places the organism in Eukaryota, Metazoa, Arthropoda, Insecta, Lepidoptera, Sphingidae.